UGUAAAGUGAAGGAUUUGACCUUGAAGAUUUCCAAAGUUCUUAGUUUGAAUUCUCUUGGGAAGUGAGGUCAAAGCUGGACUCGGAUGAAGCCCUUUUGGGGCAGAAAUGAAUCAGGUUUUGUCUAAGAGGAGAAAGAGAGAGUGUCAGGGAGAGGAGGAGGGGCAGUGCAUCCAGGAAACCCCAAUUCUUGACAAACAUGAGAAACGAGAGCCUGCUGAGCUGAAGAGUUGGGGUCAUCAGGGCAGAAAGAGAAUUUGUGGGCUACUCGUGAAGAUCAAAGACUCUGGUAGAUGAGAGACUCAACCUCCCAACUUUCACCCUGGGUCUGACUUGCCAGAACAAAGUUCUCGCUCAGUGAGUGAACACCCCAUCUUCUCUGCACUCACAGAUCUUCCAGUUCUUAGGGGCAAAUGUCUGGAGUUUUCCCUCUUCCAACAUCAGGUGAUCUGGCUACUUCAGGAGAAUGCUGCCCUACAAAUGCCUCAAGUCACAAAAUUUGGAAGACUUGGCUCCUUGGUAUAGAAGCAGCAUUGGCUGAGACAUGGUUCUUUGGAAACAGACAGUGGGGGCUCGUCCGGGAUAAAAUGGCGAGGACUGAGCCAGCAUCAGAAUUUUUGGGAAAAGCCUCUGGAGAGGAGAGGGAUCACAUUACGCGAGAAACCUGUAAGGUGAUAAAAGAGAGGCUCGGCUGGGACCUCGAUCCCCGGCGAAUGGAGGACUACUGCCCAAAGGAACCCCCCAACUGGGACCCAAACUCUGAUGAAGGCAAAAAUACAAACAAUUAAGGUAAAUUCUCAAAAAGGGGAGGAAGAUAUAUAUAAAAAGGGAUUCUUAACCUCAAAUGAACUUCAGCCUCUGUUUGAAAAGAUGAGAUACAAACGCACUUGGAGGAACACCCAGUUAAGUAGCAGCGCGAGACUGUGCCUGAUUUCAGCAGCCAUCUGACACCCGUGUGACAGACCUGUGCUGGGCCUGCGGAAUGGGGGUGAAAGUCUCGGUCAAAGAGACCUGCGGGAGAAACAGACAGGCAAGCAAACGUCUUGAAUACCAUAGAAGUACUCUCAUAGCGGACUGCAUGGCCCAACCCUGGGAGGUCAGGGAAGGCUUUUAGGAGAAGACGAAGGAAUGAAGAGGACUGUUAAAGGCAGAUGGCCGCUGGGAACAGCAUGAACAAAGAAAGACCUGAGUGUGAUUUCAGAAUCAGGAAGAAAAUCAGGCCUCUAAUUGUGGACACAGCCUGCAGCUAUGGGCUUAAAUGAAUGAAUGACUGGAGUGUAUUCUGGGAGUGUGAGCCAGAGGCCCCAUCUCUUGUGACAACAGAUGACAGGCUGCCGACAUUCAGAUAUCUUUGCAAAAUCCACCCAGUUCAUCAGUAUUUACGGCAUUGACUGAGCAGGCUAUUAAGGAGGUCACCAUCCAGCAGAGGGAACCCUGUAGAGCACUUCUUGCCACCACUCCCAGCCUCAGCCUCUGAGGAUGCGGCUCCUUGGGAAACUGCGCGCCUCCGCUCCGGAGCCUGCUUUCUCCAACGUGCUCACUCCGGCCCGCAUCCCCGAGUUCUGCAUCCCGCCCCGGCUGCCCGCGCCCUGCGCACCGGAGUCUCCGCCUCCGGCCGCGGCUCUGCCCCGGCGCUGCGCUGCUGAGCCAGACCUGUGGCCCGGAGGAGCCUACGGUGCCGCGGGACAUACGGACUGGGACCCGCGCUCGCAGGCCGCGCUCUCGCUGCCGCACCUGCCGCGCGCACGCACUGCCUACGGCUUCUGCGCGCUGCUCGAGAGCCCGCACACCCGCCGCAAGGAGUCACUCUUCCUCGGGGGCGCCGGCGCCGCCCCGCUCCUGCUCCCGGGCGCAGCCCCGGUUCCCGACCCCGCGCUCCCCGCCGGCCCCCGGCAGACCCCGGACGUGCCCGCGCCGCCGCCCCGCGCCCACCGCCUCCUGCGCGCCCCCGAAGGACUGCUGAGCCGCGCGCUGCGGGCCCGGAGGGGCCGUGGCCUGGCGCGCGCCCGCUCCGUGUCCAGCGGGGACGACGACGACGACGAGCGCGGCGCCGGCUCCCGGCCCCCGGCCCGGGCCCCCUCCGCGUCCCCGCCGCCGCCGCCACCGCCUGGCCCGGACCCGCGGCCCGAGCGCCUGGAGGCCGAGGGCAUUGUGGCCCUGGGCCAUGACAGGGGCGCCCUGCGCCUGGCCGCCGAGUACAGCCGGGCCAGCGGGCGGCUCCGCGUGCGGCUGCUCGGCGCCGAGGGCCUGCCCGCAGGGACCGCCGAGCCCCGCGCCGUGGGCUGCCGCGUCAGCUUCGUCCUGCGCUCUCCAGGCAAGACGCGCCCGCAGCGCAGCGCCGUGGUGCGGCCGAGCCGCAAGGCCGCCUUCGACCAGGACGUGUGCCUGGACGGGCUGUCGGAGGAGCAGGUGCGCCGCCUGGCCGUGCGCGUCCAGGCGGAGAAGCGGGGCCGUGGCCGCGAGCGGGGCCGCUGGCUGGGCCAGGGCGAGCUGCUGCUGGGCUCCCUGCUGCUCCCCUGAGGGCGCCCGGGCCUCGGGCCCUCCCCUUGGGGCGCUCUCCGCGCGCUGGGACCUCGGACCCGGACAGCCCCUUCGGACAAAAUAAAUGCUAUUUAUUCAUUUUUCUA
This is a messenger RNA of Mustela lutreola (European mink), 2625 nucleotides long. Its product is annotated as C2 calcium-dependent domain-containing protein 4A-like. Lineage: Eukaryota; Metazoa; Chordata; Mammalia; Carnivora; Mustelidae. The coding region runs from base 1478 to 2518 and encodes 346 amino acids. The transcript has 8 exons. The record is from RefSeq and is a predicted model, not a curated record.